Molecule: messenger RNA, 1635 nt
Organism: Serpula lacrymans var. lacrymans S7.9
Lineage: Eukaryota; Fungi; Basidiomycota; Agaricomycetes; Boletales; Serpulaceae
Exons: 11
Coding region: 1-1635 (544 amino acids)
Source: RefSeq, a predicted model, not a curated record
AUGCCUAUAUUAAUUGACGAAAGUGACAAUCAUUCCAGCCUACAGUCUCAGCCACCUGCCAAUCCCUUGCCAUCUUCCCCCGACAUCAUCAACUUUGACUGGGGUCUACUCGACAACCCCUCACAUGUUGUUCUUGAUCUGCCACCUGAGCAGGAAGCAGUUGCCUCAAUAGCGCUGGCUGCUCUUGACCACUUCAAUGCACUCUUGGAUUCCUCAAACGAAGACCUUGAAUGGUCGGAUGCUCCCAGCAACGAUGAUUUACCGGAGGUCACUGUGAUUGUCAACAAUGGUAUUGAAACAGCCAGUCAUGGACGCAAACGUGCUCGUACUGCAGACCAUACAGCAACCUCACGGCGGUGGUUCCCUUGGCAAGACAAGGUUAGAUGUACCCUGGAUAUAUUAAUGCAUUUACCCCGCUCAGUUUUCUCGCAGAAACAACUUGAUCUGUUUCUCUGGCUGCUCAAAGUCAAUGAUGUGGAUGAUGCCCCAUCAGUCAAGGCCAUGCAAAGUCUUAAUUCCGCUUUGCAGAAGUGCUGUGGCAUUGGGACUAUUGCUUACAAAGGAGUGCUGGGGCAUCAUUACCAUGAGAUGUCAAACCCCAAGGGUUUGCGCUGGCUGCGUGAAGUUCCAGAUGAGCAGCUCACACCUAUGGCACGGCUCAACAGCCACAAUUAUUACAUACACAAACCUGCAAUGCUCUCGGAUGGCUGUAAUGACCAUCCAAUAAUGUUUGCCCGGUGCUGGGCCAUGGAACCUGUAGACACAGACCACCAGCGUAGUUGGAAGGUCAUCAAAUGUGAUGAUUAUGUGGUUUCGCAGAAUGAGUUCCUCAUGAAUUUCCCGCAGCUUUCCAUUGUAGACUCCAAGACAUCCUCAACUUCCAAGUGGGCAUUUACAGAUCUCAAUGUUGGGAAUCAAUGGCGUGCACUGUUGAAAGGGCACAAAGUGCUCAGUUUUCCAAUAUGGAUGUACUGUGAUGACACGUCCGGUCUUCCACAAUCCGAGGCCCAACAAGAAUACAAUUAUCAACUUUCUAGCAAUGCACAAAAAAGUGGUGUUUGGUCAUGGGACUCUCAAACAAAUGAGCCAGUCCUUCUUCUACCCUUCGUACUUGCUCUGUUGGGAGACAAUCCUAUGCAGAGUGAAUUUGCUUGCCACAUAGGACUGCAUGGAAAACUUUUUUGUCGUGCAUGCUGGGUCAAAGGAAUUGAUGCUGGUACCAACAUCCUUGAGUCAGCAGGCCAGCGUGUCCACCAAGAAAGCAAUGGAGCCAAAAGUGAUGCAGACAGCCAAAUGGCCAGCAACAACAGUGCAAAUGAAGGAACAUCCAAUCCAGCUAGUGAAACUGAAAGUGUACAUUCAAAUACAAUAAAAUGCAAGCGCAGACAAGGGCUGGAGACCAUGGCUAACAUGCUUAGUAGUGUUCAAGAUUUUGUCAAAGUUGGUAAACCUCAAAAAAAGCAAGAAACAAUCACUCAGUUGCAUGCCCAAUUUGUUCAAGCAUCCCAGCUUGAUUCAAAGACAAAAGUUGACAAGAUGCGCACAGAAUCUGGUAUCAAAGACACCUUUCAGAAGUAUUUUAUAGAUAAGGUUGUUGGUUUAUACCAGCGUUUGAGAGGUGUGGCAAGCAAAUAA